UGUUUUUGAACUUAUCAAAUUAGAUGUUGCAGAUUAAUAUGUAUUGCACUAUACUUUUAAAAUUAACUAUUGUUUUGAAUCUUUUGAUAAUCGCUUAAUUUUAAUUUAUAUACUCUCUAUUCUUAGAAGAUAAACGUUCUAAAAUAUCUAUUUGUUUCGAAAAAAUGUAUAUUUGAAUUGUAAAAUUUUCAAAGAAUUAUACUUUUUGAAAUACUAUUGGUUGGGAAUUGUGAAAAUUGGUAAAUUAAAAUAUUCAUUAUCAAAAUUUAUUAUAUUUCUUAAUAUAUCUAAUACAUAGUGCUGGGAAUAUGAAUCAUUAUCCGCAGGCCCCGUCCCAUUUGACCCGCUGCGGGGCGGGUGCGGGUCGAGUGAUUUGAAAAAUUUGGUUCGCGGGUGCGGGUGCGGGUUGAGUGAUUUUUAUGUGGGCCGGGUGCGGGUCAGCCAAAAUUCAGUGCGGGUACCCGCCAACCCGCAAAAACUAAAAAAAAAAGAUUUUUUUUUAAAAUAUUAUUUUUAAAUAGAAAAUUUUUAAAAAAUAAUUUAAUUUUUAAUUAUAAAUAGAUUAAUAUUUAUUAUUUUUAAUAAAAAAUAUUUAAAAUAUUAAAUUUUAUUGUUAUUUUUAAUAAAAAUAUUUAAAAUAUUAAAUUUUAUUGUUAUUUUAAUAAAAAAUAUUUAAAUUAAUAAUUUUUAAUAUUAUUAAUAUUAUCCGCGGGUCUAGCGGAUCACCCGCGGGUUUUAGCGGGGCGGGUGCGGAUUUCAUAUUUUCUUCUUGCGGGUCAAGCGGGUCAAAUUUUUUGAGUAAAAAAAAUCAGUUUACCCGCGGGUUGGCGGGUCAGCGGGGCGGGUUUUACCCACAUAAACAUAAUUUUUUUAGGAACAUAUAAAUAUUUUAGAAUAAUUUUUAAUUUGGAAAACAAGCAUAACACGUAAUGACGUAAAUGGGUAGGAAAACUAUAAAAAGAAAACUAUUUUGUCCUGAUCACCUUAGUACCUCUAAGAACUACCUCUAAAAACUAAGAACAUGUUUAUUACAGGUCUCUUAGGUUGAGUCUCUUAACAUAACAUAAAAUACAGUCUUUUAGCUUUUAAGGGCAACAUUAUCGGUGGUGGAGGGAGAGUUCUUAAGCAUGGACCCCACCACAUUUUCUCAAUUACUGUGCCACAAUGUCCCAAUAUAAGGAACGUUUGCACUGAGUCCUUAGCAUUGUUUGCGGACCCCACGACACAUGGCGGUCCGCUAUUGAUUUAUUUAUUUUUUUUAUUUUUUUUUAAAACCAAAAAAAAAAAAGAUUGUGAGGACCAAAAAAACAGGACCACCAAUAAUGUUGUCCUAACCAAAAAAAUUUAAGAGACGUCUCUUAAUAAGAGACCUACAAUAAAUAUGCUCUAAGAGAUCUAGCUAAUGAGAUGAUCCAAGCAGUACUUGUACAAUCACUUUGACGAACCUAAAAGAUGGAGACAACUGAGAAAACACGAUGGAAGUGGCUAACGGAUUAGCUAUAUGUCCUUGUCAAUGUUUUACAACAAGUUCACGUUUUAAAAGUUAACCUACAAUAACAUUGUUAGAAGACUAGAAUUAGAUUCCUUUCUUCGCAAUUACCUAAAAUUGUCUAACACUAAAGCUCAAUGUUUCAGAUAUUCUUAGGAAAAGUUAAAAGUAAGAAAAUCAAACAAAUACUACGGCCAGAAAGAAAAAGAAAUCUUAAACACUUCUUAGUAAAAAUGGUCAAGAAUUAUAGGUUACUUAAAUUCUUGUCUUCCUUUUCCUGUUCUUUUAAAGUUUAAACCUUCCUUCAAAAACAAGUCACCAUUCUUUAAGACAUUUAAAGCUCUGCCCUGUGUGUUCCUUUUAGAGAAAUUAUAUACGACCAGGUUUCCACAUACACAAAUAUAUAAUCUAUUUUCUUGUGGUAGAAGCAACCCAGUAAUGGAUACCGAAAAAGGCUAUCCCAGAGGUUUCAGAGCCGACAGUAUACGAUCAGAAACCGGCCGUGGUAGCUUCCGGUCAGAUAGUAUGCAGUUCGAUGAGCCACACGAGCUACCACAAGAGAAUUCGACUAAUCUCGUCCUCUUCAAGCACAUAGACAGUGGUAACUUGGACGCCACGAAAGCUUUCUUGGACCGAAACCCUGAGGCUUUAACCGCAAGCUUAACCUCUAACGGAGACAGACCGAUCCACAAAGCUGUUUUGUCUGGUCACAUCAAGAUCGUGGAAGAGAUCGUUAAACGAAUUCACGAUCCAGUGCAAGAGUUGGUGAUCAAGAACGAUGACGGUUACACGGCGCUUGCUUAUGCUGCGACAGGUGGCAUUGUCAGAAUCGCAGAGUGUUUGGUGAAGAAAUGCCCUCGUUUGGUUAGUGUUCGGAAUGCUAAAGAACAUAUACCGAUCGUGCUGGCUUCCUUAUACGGUCACAAAGAUUUGGUUCGGUAUCUUUACAGUCACACACUUCUCAGUGAUCUUGAUCCUUGUGAUGAGUUAGAUGAACACAAGGGCAAGAACGGAGCGAUGCUCGUGACAAACUGUAUUGUCGAUGGACUGUAUGGUAUUGCUUUGGAUCUGAUUCAGAGGUAUCCUCAGCUGGCUUAUACUAGAGACAGCGAUAACGAUACAGCGAUCAUUGCGCUUGCUCAAUCGCCUUGUGCGUUCCCUAGCGGUACCAAUCUUGCGUUUUGGCAACGUUGGGUAUAUUCUUGUAUUCACAUAGAGAAGAUUAAUAACCCUCAUGACGGUCUGAAUGAUUAUCACCAUCAAUACAAGAAACCACAAGAUCAUAAUUGGAUUCAAGAGAAACUGUUAAAAUACCUCAGAUUUUUUUUUCCACACAUAAGAAAAGUAUACAAACUAAAGCUAGGGCAUGCUCAAGCGAAAGAGAUACUAAACUGUAUCUGCCAAGAGAUACCUAACUUCGACGCCAGUCAACAGAAGAACGCCGGUCUCAACCAAGCUCUCUUCAAGGCGGUAGAGAAUGGUAUUGUCGAGUAUAUCGAGGAAGUGAUGAAGCAUUAUCCUGAUAUCGUAUGGUUCAAAGAUAAUUAUGGUCUUAACCUCUUUUUCUAUGCGGUAAGCCAUAGGCAAGAGAAGAUCUUUAGCCUCAUUUACAAAAUGGGCGCCAAGAAAAACAUCCUUGCUACAGCUUGGGACAAACUCCAUAAUAAUAUGCUUCAUCACGCCGCGUAUAAAGCCCCAGUUUCAAGGCUUAAUCUCAUUCCUGGUGCUGCUCUUCAGAUGCAAAGAGAACUACAGUGGUUUAAGGAAGUGGAGAGGCUAGUGCAACCGAAGCAUCGAAAAAUGGUUAACUUGAAGCAGAAGAAAACUCCACAGGCUCUCUUUAAAGACCAGCACAAGGAGCUAGUGGACCAAGGAGAGAAGUGGAUGAAAGACACAGCCACUUCUUGCACAGUCGUCGCAGCUCUUAUCACCACAAUGAUGUUCUCCUCCGCCUUUACUGUCCCCGAUAGUUACAACGGCCAGGGCAGACUCUUCAUGAUCUUCCUAAUCUCAGACGCUAUAUCUCUCUUCACCUCAUGCAUGUCUCUGCUCAUGUUCCUCGGCAUUCUUAAGUCUCGUUACCGCGAGGAGGACUUCCUUAGAUCGCUUCCGACGAAACUGAUCGUGGGUCUUGCGACUUUGUUUCUCUCGAUGACGACAAUGAUGGUGAGUUUUGUCGUGACGCUUAUGACUCUGGUUAGAGGGAAAACGCCGUGGGUUUCGGCUCAGUUUAUGGUUCUCGCGGUUGUCCCCAUUGGGAUGUUCGGUGUUCUUCAGUUUCCUGUGCUACUUGAGAUCUUCUGCUCGACUUACUUCCCUAAGGUUUUUGAUAAGCCUCGCGAGUCUCGGCGAGUGUCUAAGCUCUGCUGGAGAAAAUGAUGUUGAUAUGAAUAUUUAUCACUCUAGCCAAUGUUGUGGAACACAUGAGCCGCAGCUACUUCGUCAACGAGAUGUGAUCAGAAGUUUGCUCGACCCAGUUUUCUAUUCAGUUUGAUAAAAUUAAGUUUUUCUUCUGUGACUAAAGAAAUUUUUCAAAUAAUGGAGAAAUAAAAAGAUGAUUUUUUUCUACAAGUAGAAGUAUCAGAUGCUCUUGGAGAAUCACAGGACUAUGUUCAAAAUGAGUGUUCAUUCUAGAAAAUGGAAUACGUUCUUUCUGCUCAAGCUUCUAUGUGUGACAUGAAAUUCAUCUACUUCUUUGGUUAUUUAGUAGAGCAAUUGUCAUAUAACGAUAUGUUAUUGUGAUAUAAAAAUAUAUGCGUUCACAUCAAAAAUAUAUUACACCGUUUCGAUCAGUUUAACCAGUCGUAUGUUCAUCUGAUCAAGAUUUAUAGUUUGGUGAUAUAUGUUAGUGUCGUGUCACUGAUCGGCUCACUAAGUCGGAGAUAUAAUGGAUAUGUUGUUAAAAAGAACAGAGAAGCGGUUAUGAACAAUUUUGUGACGAUUUGAAACAUUGUUCAUCUCUAUAAUAUUAAUUGAGAAGUCAAUUUUUUAUGUGUCGAUCUCAUGUUAAUUCUCACUAUGGUUGAUUACACUGAUACCUUAAAUAAAUUAAAAAUAUUACAUUUAAAAUACUAUUAUUCAUUUAGUUUUCUUUUUAAAAUUUUCCAAAAAACAUAUACAUAUAAUAAAGAUGUAUUGUUUAUAAAGUUGAAAAACGAAUUGAAAAAAAUGUAUAUAUAAUAUGAUUUCAGAAAAAAGAAAAGUUCACAAAAUAGUAAUAUUAUAUUUAAAAAUAUUUAAAAAAUAACAUAAAAUAUACUUUUGAAGUAAUAAAAGACUUUCUUUAUAUCUAUAUUUUAUUAGAUGAAAAAUAUAAAUUUGUAUAUAAUGUGAUUUCACUAAAAACAAUUUACAAAGAUAAUCCUGAUAUUAGAAAAAUAAAUAUUGUUUCUUUUAAAAUAUAAUUUUAAACAAUAGCAAAAUAUUCAAAGUAAUAGAAAUAUAUAUAUAUAUAUAUAUCUGUUUUAUUAGAUGAUUACAUAAAAUAAUUAAGUAACAUAAAUUGAUAUAUGUUUAACUGACUAAAAAAAGUUUAUAAUUAAUAUUAUUGAAAUUUUUUAUUUAUUUUUCAUAUAUUUAGUUUACUAUAAUAUUUAUAUUUGUGGAACUUAAUAGAACCAUAAUAAAUUUACCAAAGAAAAUAUGAAUUCUCAUUUUUAAGAUUAUUUAAAAUAAAUUUCAGUUUCCAUUCAAUAAAUAAGAGUCGUAAAGCUAUUUAGAAUUUAUAAAAUAUUUUAACUAUUGUAAAUAUUCAUAUAUGUGUUCAUCAGCUUCCAAAAAUGUAUCAGAUAUUUAUGCAUGUAAUUUCCUAUAGAUCAUUGCUUUAUUUUCUAAUAUUUUUUAAAAAACAUCAACAUAUAAUUUGAUAAAUAUUAUGAAAAUACAUGCACAUUUAAACGAUAAAAAAUUGAUUUGAUUUGACUUAAUUAUAAUAAAAAAAAUUAUAGUUCAUUUUGAAUUUGAAAGAAUAUAUGUAACUCAAUAUACUCACAAAAUGAGUGAUUCGACUAAUCUUAUAUCCAAAAUUAUAGAUUUAAUUACGAUAAGAAUAUAUAAUUUUAUAAGAAUAGUAAUUUAUUUUAUAAAUAUAAAUCAUAGGAUUACUCAAAACAUAUUAAAAUGAAAAUAAAAUAUUAACUAACUAUUGCAAUUUAUUUCUUUU
Molecule: messenger RNA, 5651 nt
Organism: Brassica rapa (field mustard)
Lineage: Eukaryota; Viridiplantae; Streptophyta; Magnoliopsida; Brassicales; Brassicaceae
Cellular component (GO): membrane
Molecular function (GO): protein binding
Source: RefSeq, a predicted model, not a curated record